AGUUUGUAAAUGGAUUGUUAAUUCGUAUCUGACUUUGAUGUUAUUCCCUGUUGUGACUUACUAAUCCUUUUGUUUUAGUGACAGAGAACCCCCAACGUGCAGAUACAGACCUCUAUCUUGCCUGCAUGAAGGGAGACCUGGACCAGCGUAGACGCAUCUUAUCUAAGUGUCUGGUAGACGUGAUGAUUGCAGCAGAGACGGGACACAGACAAGUGUUUGACUUACUUGUGACACAAGCAGCUGAUGUAUUAUCAGUGGAUCAGAACAUAAAUAACAUCCUUCAUGUAGCCUGUCUUGGGGGACAUGUGGACAUGGUGAAGUAUGUCCUCUCAAGGAAGGUUGCAGAGAUCAACGGUAGGGGGCAGUACGGGAGGACACCCGUGAUGUCGGCAGCAGAGAAGGGACACAGACAAGUGUUUGACUUACUUGUGACACAAGGAGCUGAUGUAUCUUUAGUGGAUGAUGACGGAGACAACAUCCUCCAUGUGGCAUGUCUUGGAGGACAUGUGGACAUGGUGAAGUAUGUCCUCUCACGGAAGGUUGCAGACAUCAACAGUAGGGGGCAGUACGGGAGGACACCCCUAAUGGUGGCAGCAGAGAAGGGACACAGACAAGUGUUUGACUUACUUGUGACACAAGGAGCUGAUGUAUCAUUAGUGGGUGAUAACAGAAACAACAUCCUUCAUGUAGCCUGUCUUUGGGGACAUGUGGACAUGGUGAAGUAUGUCCUCUCACAGAAGGUUGCAGACGUCAACAGUAGGGGGCAGUACGAGAGGACAUCCCUGAUGGUGGCAGUCGGCGCGGGACACAGACAAGUGUUUGACUUACUUGUGGGAGAAGGAGCUAAUGUAUCAUUAGUGGAUUAUGACAGAAACAACAUCCUUCAUGUAGCCUGUCUUGGGGGAUAUGUGGACAUGGUGAAGUAUGUCCUCUCACAGAAGGUUGCAGACAUCAACAGUAAGGGGCAGUUCGGGAGGACACCCGUGAUGAUGGCAGUCGGCGCGGGACACAGACAAGUGUUUGACUUACUUGUGACACAAGGAGCUGAUGUAUCAUUAGUGGAUGAUGACGGAGACAACAUCCUCCAUGUGGCCUGUCUUGGAGGACAUUUGGACAUGGUGAAGUAUGUCCGCUCACAGAAGGUUGCAGACAUCAACGGUAGGGGGAAGUUCGGAUGGACACCCCUAAUGGUGGCAGCAGAGAAGGGACACAGACAAGUGUUUGACUUACUUGUGACACAAGGAGCUGAUGUAUCAUUAGUGGAUGAUAACAGAAACAACAUCCUUCAUGUGGCAUGUCUUGGAGGACAAGUGGACAUGGUGAAGUAUGUCCUCUCACAGAAGGUUGCAGACAUCAACAGUAGGGGGCAGUUCGGGAGGACACCCGUGAUGAUGGCAGUCGGCGCGGGACACAGACAAGUGUUUGACUUACUUGUGACACAAGGAGCUGAUGUAUCAUUAGUAGAUGAUGACGGAGACAACAUCCUCCAUGUGGCCUGUCUUGGAGGACAUUUGGACAUGGUGAAGUAUGUCCGCUCACAGAAGGUUGCAGACAUCAACGGUAGGGGGAAGUUCGGAUGGACACCCCUAAUGGUGGCAGCAGAGAAGGGACACAGACAAGUGUUUGACUUACUUGUGAAAGAAGGAGCUGAUGUAUCAUUAGUGGAUGAUAACAGAAACAACAUCCUUCAUGUGGCAUGUCUUGGAGGACAAGUGGACAUGGUGAAGUAUGUCCUCUCACAGAAGGUGGCAGACAUCAAUAGCGGGGGGAAGUACGGGCGGACACCCCUAAUGGUGGCAGCAGAGAAGGGAAACCGACAAGUGUUUGACUUACUUGUCAGUGAAGGAACUGAUGUAUCAUUACUUGGUGAUAACAGAAACAACAUCCUUCAUGUUGCCUGUCUCGGAGGACAUGUGGACAUGGUGAAGUAUGUUCUGUCACAGAAGGUUGCAGACAUCAACAGUAAGGGGCAGUACGGGCGGACACCCCUGAUGUUGACAGUCGGGGCGGGAAACAGACAAGUGUUUGACUUACUUGUGAGGGAAGGAGCUGAUGUAUCAUUAGUGGAUGAUAACAGAAACAACAUCCUUCAAUUAGCCUGUCUUGGAGGACAUGCAGACAUGGUGAAGCAUGUCAAUGCACUGAACGUGGUGGACAUCGACGACAGAAAUAAGCAUAAUACACAGUUUUUGGAUCUCUUGCUUGCAACACAGGGCAGCAGUCAUGUCUGACAGGGAAGAAUAAAUCAUGACAAAGUACCAGUUUGUGUGUGUUUGAUUUCCUAUCAAGAAUAAAGAUCUUUCAUUUAUACCUCGUCACAUUGAAUUUCGAAUCUUUGUUUUGGUGACAUGAUUUUGUGACAGAUAGCAUCGUAAUAAGAAAGGACCAAGUAUUACUUAUUUUGUAACUGGGUUUAUCCUUGAAUGAAGUAGCAUGUUUUUGUUAUAUACAUGUGGAACAAAUUCAAACUUCAUGUCAGGUGCGUUUCUUUUUCUUGAAAUAUGACAGCCAAUU
Molecule: messenger RNA, 2514 nt
Organism: Haliotis rufescens (red abalone)
Lineage: Eukaryota; Metazoa; Mollusca; Gastropoda; Lepetellida; Haliotidae
Product: serine/threonine-protein phosphatase 6 regulatory ankyrin repeat subunit A-like
Exons: 2
Coding region: 126-2231 (701 amino acids)
Cellular component (GO): cytoplasm
Molecular function (GO): protein binding
Source: RefSeq, a predicted model, not a curated record